AUGAUCGAGCAAUUUCUUAUAUUUAGACCUAGUGGAGUUGUCGAGUUUAACUAUCAACCAGGAAAGAACCUAGUUUCAGUUACAAAUGCGUUCAUUGAGGAUGUACUGAUAUUGGAGAGAAAAUUCGUGCCGGUUGAAGGAGCUGAGGACGAAUCACAGAAUCAUGAAGAAGACUUUGCUGCUGAAGAAGAGAAGCAGAGUGUUGAAAAUUCCGGUAUAGAGGAUAUUAACAAUACAUUCGGCACAUAUUCACAUGAUAGGUACAGUUUGAAGUACCUUAUUUGGACGCAAAAUGAAGAGAAAUUGUUCUUUGCGAUGGUUUAUCCAACUUUACUCACGGUUAAGAAGCCGUACGAGUUUUUGCGUAACAUCAAGCUUUUAUGGGAUAACACCGAUGAUAAAGACAAGUUUUCACAAUUUUUCAAUUUGAAAGUACAAGAGGUUCAAGACGUGAGAAGAAUAGAUACUGAACAUGAUGUCUCUAAUUCAGAGGAGAGAAAGGAACCGAUUAGUUUUACAUCAAGGAAAGUAAAGGAGUAUAGAAAAUCCAAAAAGGGUAAAAGAUCAAGAAAGUGGAAUGAGGAUGGAACAUUCUAUGAAGAUCAGGCAGAUGGAGAUGACGCUAAGGCCCUUGAUUUCUCGGGUGAUUCUGGAUCCUACCAGCAAAACGCCAACUUGAGCCAACUAGUGGGAGACAAAGCUCGCUUCGGAACCAGGACCAAAUCCGGUGAAUUUUUAGUCAGUGAUUUAUCUGAAGAGAUGGAUAGGAUUCUCUCGGAAAGUAAACCGAAGAAGAGUGAUUCCACUGGUGACUCAGCUGCCGGCUCUUCCUCCUCGCAUUCAUUUGGAUUUCUUAGAAAUAUAAUUGGAGGGAAAAAGAUCCAAAAGGAGGACGUGAAGAAGGUCAAGAAUGCACUUUCGGAACAUUUGAUAAAGAAGAAUGUGGCGCCGAAUGUUGCCAACUCUUUGAUCUUUGAGAUCGAAAAACAGCUUGUCGGCUCAACAACCGCAAGUUUUACUAGUGUUGAAGAGACGGCUAAGAAAUCUCUUGAAAAGCAGCUAAUUAAACUUUUGACCCCCAACUCUUCCAUUGAUCUUCUUAACGAGAUUCAGAAUAAGCAGUCCAGAGAGGAAGGCCCAUACGUUAUUUCAGUUGUUGGUGUAAACGGAGUGGGAAAGUCAACUAAUUUGUCCAAAUUGGCCUACUGGUUCUUGCAAAAUAAUUAUCGCGUACUCAUUACCGCUUGCGAUACGUUUAGAUCAGGUGCAGUGGAGCAGCUCAGAACUCAUGUGAAUAACCUUUCCAACUUGUCCCAGGAAAAGCAUCAAAUCGAGCUAUUUGAAGGAGGAUAUGGAGGCUCAGAUUUGGUGGCCAAGAUUGCCACUGGUGCCAUUCAAUAUGCCAAGGAUCAUCAAUUUGACAUAGUUUUGCUUGAUACUGCUGGAAGGAGGCAUAAUGAUGCGCAAUUGAUGACACCUCUAGCCUCCUUUGCAAGAGCUGCGAAUCCCGAUAAGAUUAUUAUGGUUGGAGAGGCAUUGGUGGGUACAGACUCUGUUAUGCAGGCCAAGAACUUUGAUAAGGCCUUUGGUGCUAAUAGACAUCUUGAUUUUUUCAUUAUCUCCAAGUGUGAUACCGUUGGUGAUAUGAUCGGCUCGAUGGUUAAUAUGGUCUUUGCUACGGGUAUACCGAUUUUGUUUGUUGGAACGGGCCAAACUUACACUGAUCUAAGAACUUUAAGCGUGGAGUGGGCUGUGAACAUGCUGAUGUCGUGA
Messenger RNA from Brettanomyces nanus, 1773 nucleotides. RefSeq lists its product as uncharacterized. Gene Ontology annotation, cellular component: endoplasmic reticulum membrane. The record is from RefSeq and is a predicted model, not a curated record. Gene Ontology annotation, biological process: SRP-dependent cotranslational protein targeting to membrane. Bases 1 to 1773 code for a protein of 590 amino acids. NCBI's taxonomy places the organism in Eukaryota, Fungi, Ascomycota, Pichiomycetes, Pichiales, Pichiaceae. The transcript has a single exon. Gene Ontology annotation, molecular function: GTP binding; ATP hydrolysis activity; GTPase activity.